UCCUUCGUUCUCGGUGAUUCUGACCAACUUGAAAACAAAUGCAACCAGCCAGGUGAUCAUGGAUAGAUGUCGCAUGUAUCUGGAUGCUGGUAUAUUGGGCCAUGAUUUGGGGACAUGUGACAUGAUGUUCAUCCCAGUUUGUGAGAACAAUCACUGGCACGUCCAUGUUGUCAACUUUGCAGCUGGAAGAGUUGAAAUUCUUUCAUCUUUGCCCUUGCGGCGAGGAAACAGUAUUAGUGCUGCAACAAGGCGAUUAUCUAUGGCAAUCAAUAAAGCACUGCAUGCAUAUAAAAUGCAUAUGGACGUGGAUGUCUCGACUUUUGUGCAUGUCCAACCACACCUUGUGCAACAACUGAAUGGGUUCGACUGUGGUAUCCUUGCACUAAAGUUCAUGGAGUUUUGGAACGGGGCGACCUUAACCACUUCUGUGGCAGAGGACAAGCUGAACAUGUACAGACUCCAACUAGUUGUGGAACUAGUGCUCAAUGAACGCAACACUGUUAGAGAUAAAAUUAUGGCCUCCUGUCAUUUGUGACUUCAUGGUUGAUGAUAAGUUUUUCCUAUCUGAUGCUACUUACCAUAUAAAGCAAUACUUGAUUGUAGUUUGUCCACAAAUGACUGAAUUCAUAUCCUGUUAUGUGAUGAUGUGAUUUUGUUCCCAUUCUAAAACUAUUAUUUAUGUUCUAUAUUUAUUGUAUCUUAUUAAGUAUACAACAUCCCAUUGUAACAGUGACAGUAUGGUGAUGCUGAAUGUUAGAACUUUAUGUACAACAAUGGGCAACAACAAAGGGAAAGAAAGACUUCAUGGUGAUGCUGUUCCUAUAGCUUACGAGAGGGAGUAAUAUCAGAAUGACUCAUAUGUUAUCCUCUUUCUUCGGAUUGUAUGAAGCAAACUUGGUUUACCAUAUGAUCAAAAUUAGGGUUGUUCAUUAAUGUGAAAUAUCGUAUAGGAAAGGGAGUAGGAAAGGAGUUGUUCAUUAUUCUGGGGCAUCUUUUGUCAAUGUUAUAGGUAGGUUGGAGGUUUCUUUGGUUUGUUGACUAUA
Messenger RNA from Vitis riparia (riverbank grape), 1043 nucleotides. RefSeq names its product putative ubiquitin-like-specific protease 1B. NCBI's taxonomy places the organism in Eukaryota, Viridiplantae, Streptophyta, Magnoliopsida, Vitales, Vitaceae. Gene Ontology annotation, molecular function: deSUMOylase activity. The record is from RefSeq and is a predicted model, not a curated record. Gene Ontology annotation, biological process: protein desumoylation. The transcript is spliced from 5 exons. Gene Ontology annotation, cellular component: nucleus. Bases 59 to 535 code for a protein of 158 amino acids.